Messenger RNA from Aspergillus campestris IBT 28561, 1123 nucleotides. RefSeq lists its product as uncharacterized. The transcript has 3 exons. Bases 1 to 1077 code for a protein of 358 amino acids. The record is from RefSeq and is a predicted model, not a curated record. NCBI's taxonomy places the organism in Eukaryota, Fungi, Ascomycota, Eurotiomycetes, Eurotiales, Aspergillaceae.
AUGGCGAUCACGGAUGGUGUGAUGCCUGUUGAGUCCGUCUCGACGCUUGUCCUGCAGUUUGAUGAGUACAGCUCGACCAUGAGCUCGCAGCCCAGCGAGGCAGCUUUCCUCGCGAGGGUCAUGCCUCAAUAUGCACAGGAGCAGCCAGUCCCAUUGCGUGUGCUAGUUUCUCCAACAAACUUCCACAAACUCCAAAAGAUGUACUCGCAGAUACCCAGCGUCGAGGUUCGACCGUUCAAGAUUCAGCCCAAGCACCUCAAUAUCAGUAUGAUGCUUUCGCUUAUGUCUGUCUCUCAGGGUGGUGAAAUGCCCUUAUACAUGCAACAAGUAACCCGAGUCCUCCGAGACAUGGCCAUGGAGAGCGGGGGUUACUUUGAUUAUGGUGAUUUUCGGGCCCGCCUACAUGCCCUGAAACUCAGUCGUGCUCAGACGCCUUUUCUGCACCAAAGGCUCGAUCUACUUGACUCGUACCUUGAUCUUAACGGACAGACCUCAGGCGACUAUUUUGUUGACGGCGGUGUCACCAUCCUGGACUUGUCCUGCCCAUUCGUCGACCAGAGCACGGCGUGCGUUCUCUUCCGUAUCACCAUUGAACUGUUUCUCCACGCUCAUGCUUCGCGGGGGAAGAUGAUCGUCGCUGACGAGGCACAUAAAUACAUGACUGAUACGCCAGCCGCGAAGGUGCUUACCGAGACCUUCCUGACCAUAAUCCGACAGCGACGGCAUCUGGGAGUCCGUACCAUCAUCUCCACCCAGGAGCCAACAAUCUCGCCUCGGUUGAUCGACCUCUGCUCAGUGACGAUCAUUCACCGAUUCACAAGCCCGGAAUGGUACAAGACGAUCGAACGGCAUGUCCCGAUGGAUCGUCAAGAUAACGGGCAGCACAGCGAGCCUACUCCUGAUGGGUUCCAUCGGAUCGCUGGCCUACGGACUGGAGAAGCAAUCGUGUUCGCUCCCUCCGCGCAACUCGUAGGGGAGAACGGCGCAGUCAUAGAUGCCAAGCAUCAUGCCUUCAAGAUGAAGAUGAGGAAGAGAGUUACGUGGGACGGUGGAAAGACAAUCGUUUGCAUUCGUUAAAAGUAGCAGAGACAGGAAUAGCGAGCCAUGAGUGAGGGAAGGGAAC